Messenger RNA from Ramularia collo-cygni, 525 nucleotides. RefSeq lists its product as uncharacterized. NCBI's taxonomy places the organism in Eukaryota, Fungi, Ascomycota, Dothideomycetes, Mycosphaerellales, Mycosphaerellaceae. Bases 1 to 525 code for a protein of 174 amino acids. The record is from RefSeq and is a predicted model, not a curated record. Gene Ontology annotation, cellular component: extracellular region. The transcript is spliced from 3 exons.
AUGCGUGCCUUCAACCUUCUCCUCGUCGCGCCACUCGCUCUCGCUUCCGUCGUGAAACGACAAUCGGCCUCCGCCACCAACGAGGGAAUCACUGCCAUCAGCGAGGCUGUUGAGGCUCUCACCAAUGCUGUAAACGCCUACAAGGGCGGUGCUGUCGAGGCCGGACCAGUCUUCAAUGCAUCAUUGGAAGUGCAUCGUGUAAAUCGUGCGGCCAAAGCUGCUGCUGAUGCCUCUGGACGCUUUUCAUCCGAGGAAUCAAAGGCCAUUGUCGACAAUGUCUUCUCCAGCGUCGGUGUUACUAUUCCAAUCUCUGUGAAGGCUAUUGAGGCGAAGAAGCCUUUGUUCGAUGCGGCAGAGAUCACGAGUUUGGUCAAGGCUACGAUUGAUCUUUUGCAGUUUGAUCACAGGACGUUUUCGCUUUCUACUGGUGCUAAGUUGAGUUUAGACCAAGUUGCGAGCGGGCUGAUUGGUGCUGGCGAGAUCGAUGCCGUGCUCACGGGCGCGUCUCUGUUUUAUACACUUUGA